Molecule: messenger RNA, 2635 nt
Organism: Strongylocentrotus purpuratus (purple sea urchin)
Lineage: Eukaryota; Metazoa; Echinodermata; Echinoidea; Camarodonta; Strongylocentrotidae
Product: rab GTPase-activating protein 1
Exons: 10
Coding region: 687-2597 (636 amino acids)
Source: RefSeq, a predicted model, not a curated record
UCGAGUGGACAGGACUGCUGCACAUACACACAAGGCUAUAUGGGGCAUGUAAUUGGCAGAGCGAAAACGAAGACUAUAAAAAGAGUUGAUUACUUUCGUCUUCUUUCUCUCGAGCUCUUUCUGUAAUUGUCUCCGAUUCUGUGUAUGGCUCCCUUGCCUGGAACCUAGUUUGAGAAACAGUAGAUCUACUGCCGUUUUAGGCCUAAGUACUGGACUUUGCUUUUCUGGAGUUCAGGUUUGUAAUCAUCGCUGCAUUCCCAGGACAGCUUCAGAAUUGUUUCUCUCAGAGGGAAUAGAAUAACAAGGGACCAACUACUGAAAAUUGUGAAAAUGUGUUGGAUAUUAACUGAUAUCAGCAUAAACUCUCUCAUCAUUAAUUGAUGUUAUAAAAUUGGCAACAAAUACCAAUGUAGAUAACAAGUUCUGGAAGUGAUGACAUUGUUUGUGGAUGAUCAUUGUGAGGAGUCAGUUCAACAAAGCUUUUUCUACUGAUUCAGUUCAUGUGACCAUUCAUUUAGUAUUUAGUGAUGUCAUUUUGGACCAUCUACAAAGGAAAAUAAUACAAAGCUUCUCAUGAAACAGAAUGGACUUGUAGUGGGGAAGCUGGCUGUAUUUCAUUCCGAUUGAUUUAUUGAUCGGUUGUGUGAGAUAAGAAGAGCUAGGCUGCUACUGCACUGAACCAUCCCAUGGAGGACAAGGUCAGUCGUAGUUCUAUGGACUCGCUUUCUGUCGCUGACGAAUACGUUGUAGUCACCCCUAGCGAGGAGAAAGCGGGCAGCACGAACGGGGCCUUGGCGGCCCAGCAGCAAGAAGUGACCUCAGUCAGCUCGUCUGGAUCAGGAACAGACACCGGGCUGCGCAUCGCAGGCAACGGGAACAUGGACCAACUGAAGCACAACCUGGAAGAAGUGCUUGAGGAACACCUCGGAGGGAUUGCUAAGACAACCAGGAUGGUGCCACCCAGCAUCAAGCUCAACCUGGUAUCCUCGGGAGUCGGGCACCAGGUAGAUGGUCCAGGUAAUGAUGACCUUGGGUCACCGCAGUCGCCUCAAGAGAAGAUAGAUGAUAUAGGAGACAUGGUGAUGAGUGGACACGUAGACAGCGCCAGUCCGAAAGACGAGGACAGUCAAGAAGACCCUUGGGUACCAAGAUCUAAUUCUGGAUCGAACCCGUCCACUCCAACCGCAAUAACUCCUAUUGAUAAGGUGUGUACACUGUUCAGUCGUAUCUUCUACCUGGGUGCAUCGACCGUCAAUGCCCCUAAGAGCGAAGUAGAAGUAACAAGGAAUAUGCACAUACUCAAGGAGCAAGAGUCAGAUAAUGCCAUGGAGAUUGUCCUCUCUGUACCUAGGACUGCUGAAGGUUCUGUCAGAUUGAUGGAGGUUGAUGGAAAGUCUGAGAUUGCUCACUAUCGAAUCACUCGUAUUCUCUUCUGUUGUCGUGGACAUGCUAAUACGUCAGAAAGUGAUUGCUUUGCCUUCACAUGUAGUCAUGGUAGCAAGGACAGUCAGCUGUUCCAUAGUCAUGUCUUCAGAUGUGAGGUUGUAGAAGCAGUCCAGCGUAUCCUGACCUGCUUUGGUCAAGCCUUCCACCGUGUUCCUAAGAGUCCUGGUAUGGUGGACAGUGUCCCAGGGCUUCCUAUGUCACCACGGGAACGCAUCCUCCAUCUUGACAUUCCAGUCUUAGUAGACAUCAGGGAGGAUGACAGCGGGAAGGGCAACUACUCACCGGUACCACGGGAUAAGAAGUGCUUCAAGCUGAGACAGGGAGUCAAGAAGGAGAUCGGUAUCAUUGUGCAGCAAGGCCACCAUAAGAUGCUCAUCAUUGAGAGAUGCUUUGGUGUGUUGAUAUGUCCAGGGAGAGAGGUCCCAGACAGAGAGAUGUACUUACUCGAUGCUGUGAAUAUGGAGAAGAAUUACGAUGCAAGGAACUACUCUGUGGUGUGUCAAUGGGAUCCCAACCUACCUGAACUAGAAGUACUUAAUGCUGAAUCUCCACCUGGUCUGGAGAAAGGUAUGUUCAUGACCAUAGCUGUAGACCUGGUGAUCCUAGGCAUCCAAGAGCCUGUCCGCUUUGUCAUAGAGACCAAGGUACGCAUCUUUGCAGCAUCAGAGAAGUUCUGGUAUAACAAGAUCACAACCAAGAAACCACUCCAAGAAAACUUCAGUCUUCUCUUGGAAGAGAUUGAGACAAGCCUUGAGAAUGAUGUAGCAUAUCGAGUGUUGAGUCUUGAGAGUGAUACACAGAGAGAGCGACGUCAUGUUCCUGUUCGUCAGUCCAGUCUCAAUCAAGCCAGAACCCCUGAUAGUAUGAGCUCUAUGCUAGAGGAAGAGAGCGAUGAUGAUGAGCCCCUUCAGAGCGGGUCUGGUAGCGUCGGCAAAGACUGUGAAGAAUCCAUCCUGCUCGGCUGGGGUGAGCUCCUGGCCAAGUGGAGGGUCAACCUAAGUGUGCACCCCAAGCAGCUCAAAGGCUACGUCAGGAAGAGUGUUCCUGAGGCUCUGAGGGGGGAGAUAUGGCAGCUACUAGCUGGUGUCCAUGAGAGUGAGAAUCUCCUAGAGGAUUACAGGAUACUCAUUACAAAGGUAAGCAAUGACUGACCCUACUGAAAUGAGUCAAUGGCUGACAUCGAUAUAGC